Molecule: messenger RNA, 2775 nt
Organism: Rubroshorea leprosula
Lineage: Eukaryota; Viridiplantae; Streptophyta; Magnoliopsida; Malvales; Dipterocarpaceae
Source: the annotation of a GenBank genome assembly
CUUUGAUGAAUCGAUUUUGUCCCAUCCAAGAUACCGAUUCCGAUUUCGAACUCCAAAUCCAAAUCCCCGGAAACCAACAUUUCCCGAUUCGAAGAUGAAAGUCGACGAGAUAACGUACCAGAAUCUCAUUAUGCUCCUCCUCCAGUUUCUCGACGAAGAGAAUUACAGAGAAACUCUACAUUCAUUGGAGCAAGAGUCGAAAAUUUUCUUCAAUGUGGACUAUUUUGGGGAAUGCAUUAUCAAUGGCAAAUGGGACCAGGCAGAGAAGUAUCUUGCAGCGUUUACUGAGCUGGAUGAUAAUUUAUAUUCCAGGAAAUUGUUCUUUGAGUUGCGAAAGCAAAAAUACUUUGAGGUCCUGGAAAGGAGUAAAAGGAAAGACAGGAAUCAAGAGACUUCAAUAUUUUCCUUCCUUACUUAUCUUGGAAACAGAGGUAUUCUGUUUGCUUUAUUUUCUUUAUCUUGUUGUGGCUGUAUGAUUGCAGGAAUGAUGACCCUGAGGCUGUAAAUAUUCUCUGGAAGGAUUUGAACAUGUUUUCAGUUUCUCAAGAGAAUGAUUUAGCUAAGCUUUCUUCAUCAGAUAGUAUAAGGGUGAAUGUGCAACUAUCUGUACGUAUAGACACUCCAUCAACAAGGGUUGAACUUCACAACGAUCUGAAAGUAUUGCUGAAGCUAAAUCCUAAGUUGCAACAUAAACUUGUUUUUCCCAGACUGGAAAAAUCUGGACUUUUGUCACUAAUCAAACUUAUAUGCCGCAAUCCAGAAAGUAAAACGAGAAGUGUAAAGGAGGAACUUAUUUACUUGAUACUUCAGUUUCUUGAGGAAGAAAAGUUCAAUGAGACAGCUCACUUAUUGGAGCAAGAAUCAAAGAUCUUCAAUCUGGAUUAUUUUAAGCAGCAUGUGAUUAAUGGUGAAUGGGAUAAGGCUUAUAAAUACCUCUCAGCAUUCACAAACAUGGACAAUGAUGAAUGCUUGAUGAAUAUUUUCCUUGAGAUGCAAAAACAGAAAGAUUUAGAAGUUUUAGACAGGACCAACUUUCUCCAAGAUCUUGAAAACAUAGUGGAGAAAAAUGCUACUUGUCGAGAUAAACUCAAGUUUCCCAAUAUGGAUAAAUCAAGACUCUUAACAAUUAUCAAGCAGAGUUCUGUAGUAUGGAGUGGUGGGUUCCACGUUAUGCCCAUGUGAGGCCAAGAAAUGAGACCAUUUCACUUGAAAGUAUUCCCAAAGUGUCAAACCUUUUCCACGUUGAGUCCCCAAUUAUUAGUGAAUACCACGAUCAAGUAGUCCCAUUGGAUCAAAGCGGCUAUGAGUCUCGAGAACUGACCUGCUCUGCAACGGAUAAAUCUACUAUUUGUGAGUUAACUGAGAUAAAUGAACCAUCUGAAUGCUAUACACUGGUGCUCCCUGAUGAUUCAUUGGCAGAAAGGGUUGCUAGGUUGAUCUAUUCAUAUUCUGGGGAUUCCAUCGUGGCAUUAACUGAUGAUGCUACACACAAACUACGGAUGUGGCCAAAUUAUCAGCAUUCCUCUGGGAAGGCAAAUGAAAAUGCACAGUCAUGGGUAUAUCAACUUUCCAAUGGAUUGACAAUGAACAACGAGAUUGGCAAACUUCCUUGUAACCCAUGCCUUGCACUUAAUGGCCCUUACCUUUUAUCAGCAUCUGGUGGAAAGAUCUCCGUAUUCAAUUUGGAUACAUUUGAGAAAUUAACAACAUUUGCAGAAACCACAUCCAGUACAUAUUUUAUUUUCCUUAAUCAAAGUACCUUGGCCUUUGGCUUUCAUGACUCUUCAAUCCUGAUUCACUGUUUCGUCACCAAAAUGAAUAUAGCGAAGCUUGAGGGUCAUCAAAGGCAAAUAACAUGCUUAGCCUUUUCUCAGGAAUUAAAUGUUCUUGUAUCAUCUGGAGCUGAUGCCCUGCUGUGUGUUUGGAAUGCAAAUGGGUGGCAUAAGCAAUCAAGUAAAUUUUUGCGGAGUCUUUGCACUGGACAGUUGCCAGACCCCCCUGUGGUGAAAUACAUCCAGUUUCAUCAAGAUCAGAUUCACCUGCUUGUUGUCAAUGAAAGGCAGAUAGACAUAUAUGAAGCGCCCUUGCUCGAUCACCAAAUACAGUGGAUUAUUCGAGAUUCAGAUGCUCCGAUCACAUCCGCUACAUAUUCUUGCAAUGGUGAGUCAAUAUAUGUUUGCUGCAGAGCUGGAUGCAUAAAGGUUCUUGUCUCCACAACACUUCAAGUUAAAUAUAGGAUUAAUCUAUCUAUCUCAGCACAAACUACUGCCUGUGUGCAGGUAUAUCCUCUCGUUAUUGCUGCUCAUCCAACUCAUCCGAAUCAAAUAGCUGUGGGGCUUAGCAAUGGUAGAGUCUACGUUCUUGAGCCCCAACAUUCUGGAGGAUGGAGAGCAACACUGUUGGAAGAUGACCAAGGACUAAAGCACCAGCAACAUUGAUAAGCUUUUGCGGAUAACAAUCAACUGCCAUUUUUUGCCAUUUUUUUGUAUGCUUGUAUACUAGGUGCUCCAGAAAUGGCUUCAAUUUCCCUUUUCUUGUUGGGAAAGUGUCAUUAGCCGCCAGUAAAUUAGAUGUAAAGGUUAAAUUUUUGUUAAACAGCUAUAUAUCCAAUUCAUCCGAAGGCUGAAAGCAUUCUUUACCUCAGUAAUCUAAUCUCCUAUCUUCAAUUGUAUUCUUCUUUUGGCCCAAAACUACUUGACAUAUAUAAUAUGCUAUUUUCUGCAUUUGGAUUUUCUGAAAUUGCAGAAAUGCUUGUAGUAAAUGUUGGAUAUUGAA